UACCCUGAACCCACAGCUCUUUUUGACAAUGGAGACUGACAAUAUUUACAUGAACACAGAAGACUGCACUCAAUUCAAGACCUAUUAUAAUACUUCAAGAGAUCCACACCAACCAAACCCUGUACUCCAAAAUACAGAGGACGCCUCCUCAGCUACCUCCAAAAUAAGAUGUCAGCGGCAGGCUUGUGUGUGCCUCACUGUUCUCUGCUGCCUCCUGCUGGGUGGAUACGCAAUCUUCAGUGUUUUCUUUUACCAAAUUACCGAGGAAAAAGACACGAGACAUGCAGCUAUCCUACUGAAUCUCUCCUCUGUGGAAACAGAUUUUGCUGAUCUAAAGGACAACUAUACUGCUGUUUUGUCAGCCCUCCUGAUGUUACAGAAGAACUACAGUGACCUUCUAAAUAAAACAAGGAAAGUGGAAGUCCAGGAAUGUUCCUGUGGUUUGUUGGGAUGGCAGCCCUUCAUGUCAUCCUGCUAUUUCCUCUCCAGUGAUGAAAUGACUUGGGAGGAGAGCAGUACAAACUGCUCCAGGAUGGGAGGUCACCUAGUGAUGAUCGAGACUCAGACAGAGCAGGAGUUUCUAACAAAGUCUUCUGGCAGCAGUCAUACAUGGAUUGGCCUUAGUGACCUAGCUGUAGAAGGAGACUGGCGCUGGAUCAAUGGGCUGCACCCUACACAAAGAUUCUGGUUUUCUCAUGAGCCUGAUGACUGGAAAGGUGAAGAUCGGAAAGGAGAGGACUGUGCUCACCUCAAGCCUCUGACUCACCCCCUCAACAACUGGCACGAUGCCCCCUGCACCAAGAAAUAUCACAGAAUCUGUGAGAGGAAGAGAUGUUAACAAGUUUUUUUUGUUUUUAAGAACAAUGAAUCUCUAAAUACACAAUUGGUUUUAGAGAUGUUUAAGGGUGAAGAAGGGAACAAAGAUGGUGUAUGAUCUGGUAAUUUUGUAAUACUACCUGUACUAAUUUUUGUAUAACCCUUUUUAAGACAAAUAAUUUUUUUUGUGAGAUCUGUAAUUUUGGAACCACCACUGUGCAGCUAAACUGUCCACAGUAGUUCAUUAUUAGUGUACUUUCAUUAACAUGCCACCAAUUAAUAAGGUUUUGAUUGAAUUGAAAACACUCUCUUAUAACUAUGCUGAAAAUGAAGCUUUUAUUUGAAAUAUAAUUUGUUUGCAGUUCAGUGUUUAUUAUCCAUGAGUAGUAAAUGGCAUUCUGUUCUCAUAUGUGGUGAACCAGGUCCUGGUGCUCUCCUGUCUGUGCUACUGCAGCCUCUUCCUGGCUGACCCAGAAUUGCCUUGUUACUCUCAUGUCACAUCAUGGCACGUCCCCCUGCAUAUAUCUAUAUGUUUAAAAUAUCUGAUUUUUAAAACCAUUCAAUCAUAAUGUCAUAUUUCAUACAUUUGUAAUGAGUGCAGCUCUGCUCUGCUCCUCCUGGGAGUCAGAAGUAUGUUUUUAAUUAAAAAAAGGAUGAGAAAGAAUGACUUAGCAGACAGUGAGUAACACAAUCAGGCCAGCCUGAUUACUAUAUGAGAGUACUCAUAUAGUAAAGUAAGGAUGUGAUAUCCAAAGUGUAGGGGUCUCAUCAGCACUUUUCUCUCUCCCUUCUGGUAUUCAUUCAUAGUCACGUGUGGGCUCAGAGCACAUACAGAGCCACUGUCAGGACAGCAGCAAACUCCACUGCGUCUGAAAACCAGGUCUUCUCAUUUCUACAUAUUCUAGAUCUCAAGAGGGGUAUCAUCAUUUCUACAGCAAGCUCAGUGCCAUUGAGACCUGUUAUACUGUACAUCAGUUGGUACAGCCCUGCAGUUAGUAGCUCUAUCUUCCUAAUCAGUAGGGGCUAUCUGUGUGGAGUUUGUAUGUUCUCUCUGGGUUUGUGUGAGCUUCCUCUGGGUGCUUCACUUUCCUCUCACAGUCCAGAGACAUACAAUUCAGUGAAACAACGGUUGGAAAAUUUGGGCCUGGUGGAAGUGAGUGCAUGUCCACGUCUGUGUCUCUGUCCCCUUAUGGAAUGGUGUCCCAUCCAGGGUCUAUCCUGCUUUGUGCCUGUUUCUUCCUGGGAUAGGCUCUGGCUCCCCUGCGAGCCAGAACUGGAUAAAGGCGUAAGAAAAAGGAUGGAUUUACCAAAACAAUUGUCAGAAUCUGAAGAAUCAAUUAAGUGCAUCUGUGCUUCUGAGCUCCCAACUGAGCAGGACAAUGUGCACAGAGAUGGCCAACGUGUAUAUGAAUUUUGAUGACUCCUCAGUGUUGAUGGUGAAUUCCUCUAAAUUAUCAGAUCAAGCCCCUCAAAAACGCACAUCUCAGAAACCAGGGAGUGCUUUUUCUGUGUACCCCAAAAUGAGAGUUCCUCAGCAGGCCUGCAUGUGCAUGACAGUUCUCUGCUGCCUCCUGCUGAUCGGAUACAUAAUCUUUGGCGUUUUCUUUUACCGAAUGUCCCGGGAGAAAGACGAGCGAUACGCAGCUCUUCAGCAGAAUCUCUCCUCUGAAGAACCCGACUUCAGAACCACCUCUAACUUAGAAUCGGAGCUAAAGAACAACCUCACAGUGGCUGUGUCAGCCUUCCUGGAACUGAAGAAGCGCCACAAUGAUCUGGAGGAGAAAUUGAGAGAUAUGGAAUCCCAGUUAUGCCGUUGUUGUCCGAAAGGAUGGACAUCCUUCAUGAAUUCCUGCUACUUCUUUUCCACUGCCGAGGAUACAAUGACCUGGCCAGAAAGCAGGAUCAACUGCUCUAGGAUGGGAAGCCAGCUAGUGAUUAUAGAGACUCAGUUACAGCAGGAAUUUCUGACCAAGCGUUUUGCCAAUGGCUAUUCCUGGAUUGGACUUACUGACCAGACGGUAGAAGGAGACUGGCGCUGGGAGGAUGGGUCACCACUGACACAAAGUUUCUGGUUCACUCACGAGCCUGAUGACUGGAAAGUUCAAGAUAUUAAAGGAGAGGACUGUGCUCACCUCAAACCUCACACUGACCCCCUCAACAACUGGCACGAUGCCCCCUGCACCAUGAAAUAUCCCAGAAUCUGUGAGAGGAAGCAGUUUCAAUGAAUGUUUGACACUACAACAGCUGUAUAAAUAUUCUUUGACAUAAUAUCCAGUUACUUUCAGCUGAUUCUGUUUUUGAGCAACAGUGGUUAUAAGUUGGAACACAGAGAGAACAUCAAUGUCUGAGUUAUUCUGUAGUUCAACAAAACUCCCACACAACUUGAGACUUAUUGUUAGAGGUUUUCCUCCUGAAUGGUGUUUUCUUUGUUGUUUAUACAGUGAAAUUAAUGUACCCUUUCUUCUGUUCCAGGAAUUAAAUAAAUAAAGAUGGGGGUAA
This is a messenger RNA of Lepisosteus oculatus (spotted gar), 3315 nucleotides long. RefSeq names its product C-type lectin domain family 4 member E-like. The record is from RefSeq and is a predicted model, not a curated record. NCBI's taxonomy places the organism in Eukaryota, Metazoa, Chordata, Actinopteri, Semionotiformes, Lepisosteidae. Gene Ontology annotation, molecular function: signaling receptor activity.